AUGAAAAAGAUCCAAGAGCACUACAAGCCUCCUGGAAGGGAGGUUGAUGUGGAGGUGCGGUGCAAGCUGGAGAAGUUUUUCUAUGGUGGCACCAAGCAGGUCACCAGGAGUCGGAGAAUCUACAGGGACUUCCAGGAGUUCCACGACGACAAGCAGUAUCGCCUUGACGUACCGAAAGGCGCCGCGGAGUCCUGGGAGUGCAAGAUGAAAGGCGGUGACAUGAACUUGGAGAUGCAGACGGACACCUUGCGAUUCGUCGUGAAGUCCAAGCCUCACAAGGUCUUGGAGCGCCGCGGAGGGGACUUGCACCUCCUGCGAGAAGUGCGCCUCAGGCCGGACGCUCACUUGCAGCCCUUUCUCCAGACGGCAGUCAGCACAGUGGAAGGGCGCACAGUGCUUCUCUGGGGCCAGAAUCCGUUGUACUCCCAGGCUGCCUCAUCCAGCACCGUGCUGCAUGUCUCUGUGGAAGGCGAGGGCAUUGGAGACAGAGGCCAUCUGCACCUGUCCGCGCGUGUGGGCACAAAGACUGGGAGCCAGGAGACGCGCAUUGUGACCGUCAAGACGACGUAUACCAAGAUUAAAUUCUGCGUUGGCGUCUCAGUGCCGGCCAGCCUGGAGGAUCUCCAGGAGUCCAUCCGUGAAGUGCUGCAGUGGCCAGAAGAUCAUCCGGUGAACUUGAGGAGGUGCUCCUCCGAUCAACCCUUCGCGGAGCAGUCGAUCCUCGAGACGGAGGACUCGGAAGUGAUCCUUGAGUGCAGAGCCCAGUGCGUGGCCGAGGUGCCGAUGUCACUGCGCAGGGCUCGUGAUUUGCUGGGAGCUAUGGCUGCCUUCGCUGGAACGGAUGCUUUCGAAGAGGGCCUCAGUGGAUGCUUGCCGGCGGUUGGCACUGCACGGCACGAGGCUCUGCUGCGGAAGCUCUGGGAGCCUGCUUGUCGAAGUGCGCUCCUCUGUGGCUACGAGCCCUGCCUCGAGGGCUUGUGGAAGGCGGCCCAGCGCGCCUUGUGGCUGCUGCGCGAGGAGCCCGAUGGCGAGACCCUGCGGCAGCGCUUCGCCGACUUUGGCUUCGAGCCGAAGAUGCCGCCGACGCCGAGGCCUCCCAGGCGCCGGAAGCUUCCCAGGCCCGAGGUGGAGAACUUCCUGCUUCGCAAUGCUCUGGGCCCGGCGAGCUGGAGCGAUAGCCUCCCGGACCCUGGGUCAGAGACGGAGCCCGAAGAGGAAGCUCCCGACUACGAGGAAAGGAAGGCCCAGCAACUCCGCGAGACGGAGGAGCACGAGAGAGCCUUCCUGCAUUUCCUCCGCCACGGUGCCGGCCACGCGCCGGAUCGAAGGCGAGCGAAGCGCCUGGGCCCUUUCGGAGCCGCUGCUCAUCCUCUCAUGCUACGCCGAGCGGCAAAGCGUGCAGAGCUGGCGUCGGAGUGCUCCUUGCAGCUUCGCCCGCUCUUCUGUGGAGAGCCCAUGCAGCUGUUCACCAAGCCAACGUGCUUUCUGCAGUUCUACUCAAAUGCAGGUCAGUCUGCACAUGCCCGUCCAGGGCAGCUGGAGCCGACACCAAUGUUUGCAGUUGCAGUCUGUUGCCCAACGGGAGCGAAAAAGGCUGGAAAGGAGGAGUGGAUGCGGCUUCGACAUCAGCUGCUGCCUGCGCUUAAGCACAUGCUCUUGAUCUGUCUUGGGAGAGCCCGUAACUUGCUGCCCCGGCAGCUCUCGGCCUCUCCAGCGUUGGCUUGCUAUGUGGCAACGAGUGGGGUGUCGGUCAACUCCGGGAGAGUAGAGUCCGCUGGAGACGAUGUGGCUGAUGAGUCCAGCGAGGGUGAGGACAAUGCCGAAGUUAUCCAGCUAGCGAAGAGGAGAGUGGAGGAGUGUCGAGGUGAGACCUGUGAUUUUGAUGAUCUCGAUAUUUUGGACGAGUUGGAAUCUGCUGCUUCCGCUAUUCGCAAGGAGAGGCGUGAGCAGAGAAGAAGACUUCGAGCAGCGCGCGAGUCCUGGAUGCGAGAGGCAAAGCGGGAGGCGAAUCUUAGAGCGCUCGACGGGCCCUCGCUGCCCACGCCUGUGGGGCAGGGAGAGGUGGCCUCCACCUUGUGGAAGCAACUUGCCACAGAUGCAGUCAAGUCGGGUGACUAUUAUCUCGCGCAGUGGUACUACUCGAAAGAAGCACAUUGCUACGGCCUGCUGGCUCCGGAGAUGGAGUCUGACGAGCGGGAGAAUGAGAAGAAAGAUGACGAGAACCAUGUACUUGAACGGGCCGUGGUUCUCUCCAACCGAUCUCUGUGUCUGUGUCGCGUGCAGCAAGCAGAGGCUGCUUUGCGGGACGCACGCUGCGCUGCUGCUCUGCGGCCCGACUGGGCCCGUGCCUGGAGCCGCAUCGGUGCGGCCGCCUUCGCCCAGUCGGCCUUGUCCGAGGCCUGCGAGGCCUGGCGCAAGGCCGUGCAGCUCGACAGCUCUGAGGAGAAUCUCAGAGGCUUGGAGGAGACCUGCCGGCGCAAAGCCACCUCCAGCGUCCGCGAAUGCAAGGAGCAAGGCAACCUUGCGUUGCGCGGCAAGGACUGGGGAUUGGCUAUUUGCUGCUAUACCGAAGCCUUGGCAGGUAUUCCACCACAGAAGUACAUGGAACAAUCCGACACGGCGAUACAGGAUGACUACAGUCUGCUGCGCUCCAUCCUUUUCGCCAACCGCUCGGCUGCCUUUGCAAGUGCGGGCCGUUGGCAGGCAGCCGUGCGCGACGCAAACUGUGCAGUUGCGGAAGGCCAAGCCUACCCGAAGGCCUUCUGCCGCCUUGGCGUUGCCUUGCUCGGCUGCAGCGAGAACGAAGGGGCCUACGUAGCCUUUGCCAAGUCACUCAAAGCAGAGGAGCGAAACCUUGCUGCCAGCAAGGGUCGACAGAGCUGCCUGCAGCUGGCCCCCCGCUGGUCUUCUUCGGCUGCCGCGUAUCGGCGACGGAGGUUCCUGCGUGACGCCGGAAGACCGAGAUGCAGGACACGCGUCUUUCUCCUUUCGGAGCUACGUUUCGGACAAGGCUCCAAUGAGGCUUGGGUGCAUGGCAUCCAUGCGACCAAGUUCCUGGACGAUGUCCUCAUCUUGACCGGGAACGUCGCAGACUCCUUUCGGGCACUCGAAAGAGGUCUGACCGCCUUGCGCUCCAAGUUCCGACGGAUCUUCUUCGUUCCGGGGAACAACGAGAUGUGGAUCACACCCGUUGAGAUGGAGAGGUUCCCAGACUCCGUUUGCAAGUUUUGGGCCAUCCUGGAGAUGUGCGAUCGUCUUGGUGUGGACGUCGCGCCGGCGGCCAUUUGCGAAGGUGUCUACGUGGUUCCAUUAUUCUCAUGGUACAAUGCUGAGUUCGAUGUCGCGGACCCGUUUCCAGAUCCGCAGCUCCAGCACGACAAGUACGCCAAAUGGCCCAUGGAUCCGAACCAUCAGGUUUGGCGAUACAUGAUGGCCUUGAACAGGGACUAUCUGCAAAAGCCGUACCACGACACUGUGAUCACCUGCUCGCACUUCGUUCCGAGAAGCGAACUGCCUGUCGUGCAGGAGUUCAGCAUGGCGAAGGCAUCGGGCUGCGCCGAGCUUGACGACCAAGUUCGCCAAGCAAGGAGCAGCUGCCAUGUCUAUGGGCACAGCUCCAAGCAGUGUGGAAAGGAAAUUGAGGGUGUUAUUUAUCUCAACGCUCCACAUAAAGGUGGAGGGUUGGAGGAGCCAAUACCGUGCGUCUUCAACGGAGAAAAGGUUUGCUGUGAGAUGGUGUCUGUACAUUAA
Molecule: messenger RNA, 3750 nt
Organism: Symbiodinium sp. CCMP2592
Lineage: Eukaryota; Dinophyceae; Suessiales; Symbiodiniaceae
Source: the annotation of a GenBank genome assembly